CACGCAGUACUCGCGGCGGCGGCGACGGCGGCGGGAGGUUCGGUUGUUGCCCGUUGGCCGCGCGGCGCCGCGUUCGGCGGCCGCCAUUGCAGCUUGUUUUCAGUUGCUAUAUAUAAAGACAGAAAGCUCAUGGUGCAAAUUGUUAUUUCCAGUGCUGGGGCUGGAGGCCUGGCAGAAUGGGUGCUGAUGGAGCUACAGGGGGAGAUCGAGGCUCGCUACAGCACCGGAUUAGCUGGAAACCUCCUGGGAGACCUACAUUACACCACUGAGGGAAUCCCUGUGCUGAUCGUGGGGCAUCAUAUCCUGUAUGGGAAAAUCAUCCACCUGGAGAAACCGUUUGCUGUCCUUGUCAAACACACUCCUGGGGAGCAGGAUUGUGAUGAGCUUGGCUGCAAGACUGGCACCCGGUACCUGGUGACAGCACUCAUCAAAAACAAGAUCCUUUUCAAGACUCGCCCCAAGCCCAUUAUUACCAGCGUCCCCAAGAAAGUAUGAAAGAACCCCGGAUUUUCCCUAGA
Molecule: messenger RNA, 518 nt
Organism: Choloepus didactylus (southern two-toed sloth)
Lineage: Eukaryota; Metazoa; Chordata; Mammalia; Pilosa; Megalonychidae
Gene: CHTF8
Product: chromosome transmission fidelity factor 8
Exons: 4
Coding region: 130-495 (121 amino acids)
Biological process (GO): mitotic sister chromatid cohesion
Cellular component (GO): Ctf18 RFC-like complex
Source: RefSeq, a predicted model, not a curated record